CCCACUCCCGGGGGAACGUUCCGUGCCGCGGCCGCCGCGGCCGCCGCUUCUUUCACACUUUAGUUGGGAGCUGCGCGCCGCGCUCAGUUACUGGAGACCUGGCCGCGCGCCGCCGCCUCCCGCACGCUCGCACGCGGGCCCGGCUCCGGGGUUUUGGGUUCUUACUCCAAGCGGCGGAGAGGAGGGGGAGCCUCGGACACACUGUGGGGACGAGGAGGAAGAGGAGGAGGAGGGAGGAAGAAAAACGGCGAGGAGGACAGGGGCGGGGGGCGGGAGGCUUGCUACCUUCAGCCCCCCCGCGAGCGCCCGAGGUGCACAUAUCUUGACCAACUCAGCAGCAAGGUGGAUUUUCUUUGUGUUUAAAGAAAAAAACAAUGUCCCCGUGUCUGUAGAGAUGAUUUGCAGUUCAGCCCGGCUGAAGCUGACCGAAUGAGACUAUGGGCUGUGCCUCCGCCAAGCAUGUUGCCACUGUUCAAAAUGAAGAGGAGGCCCAGAAAGGGAAAAACUACCAGAAUGGAGAUGUGUUUGGCGAUGAGUAUAGGAUCAAACCAGUGGAAGAGGUCAAAUACAUGAAAAAUGGGGCAGAAGAAGAGCAGAAAAUAGCAGCCAGGAACCAAGAAAACUUGGAAAAAAGUGCCAGCUCAAAUGUCAGACUUAAAACUAAUAAAGAGGUUCCGGGAUUAGUUCAUCAACCCAGAGCAAACAUGCACAUCUCUGAAAGCCAACAAGAAUUCUUCAGAAUGCUGGAUGAAAAAAUUGAAAAGGGUCGGGAUUACUGUUCGGAAGAAGAGGAUGUCACAUAGCACCAAUUUUACCACUCAAACCAGGAGCUACUACUGUGUAAAUAGGUUACACCCCAGUUGAAAUCUUUGCAAAGGUCGGUUCUAUUCAGCGAACAGCACUAUAGCAAAAGAAGAUCGUUCCAUAUCGUACGCCCCAUUAAAUUACAGUGUUUCUUAAUGAACUUGCAAAGGAAUAUUGCUAAAAACAAACAAAAAAAAAACUGUUAUUGAACUUUCUUUGUUGCUGCUAGUUAAAACUUGUUGCAACUUUUCACUUCUCUUGUGUCCAGGUAUGCAGCAAAAUUCUGCAAUUUCACCUUAAAGAUACUGUUGGUUUUACAGAUGCUCUCCAACCUAUUUUCUAUAAGAUGAGGUAGUGGUGAACUCAGAUAUCAAACUUCUAUUCUAAACUGGUUCUGCUUCUAAGACAAGCAUCUCCUGCCCUCUCUCCUUCCUCCCCAUCUCUCGCACGCAGUCUAGAGAUGGACUGAGCCUUGCUUCUUGCUGGCAGUGUUGAGCUUUGGAGUUGGGAUGGUUGCUAUGGCAAGCCUUGUUCCUCUGCUCUGAAGAAGUGGAGAAACCAUUAUCAAUUAGAAGCAUGGUGUGAUGUGACUCCUGGAAGUGAUGUAGGAGUGAGUGGCAGGUUGUUUGAUUUAAUAGGUAUCUUAGUCAAGGAUUGAGCUUGCAGCAUUGGCUUUGCUCAGAUGCAGAUGGAAGUGUGAUCACAAUCAUUUUCAAUCCCUCUUCCUCACUUUUUUUUCUAAGAAAAUAAACAUUUUACUGUUUUUAUGGAUCCUUGUCUUCUCCCAUUCAUCCAGCUCAGUGUUUUAAGAUGAUCCUGGGUGCACAAGUUGAGCCCUCCUUUGCAUUGACAGCGAUAAUUAGCCUAAAGGGCUCCCUACCCUUCCAUUAAUAACCUACCAAGCAUUAGCAAGGAUGUAAGGGGCCUGAAGAGGUAAGGGGAGAUCCUAUGACUUUUUAGGAGGGCCUGAAACCUUCUUAUUACCUUUCAUUUUGUUAGCAAAUAAACCAUCCUCUUUCAUAACUCUCUCCCUUCAAAAUGCUACAUGAGCCUUGCCACUUCCUUUUUCUCUUAUUUCCAGCACACUAGAUACAGGAAAAGCGUUUGCCUACUCAAAAACAUAAGACUUUUAUGCUAAUGAUGAUAUUUGGAGAUGUGAAAGCCAGAAGCCCCUGGCCGUGGUGGGGGAAUGUUGACCGAGUGUUCAGCAGAGUUUAUUUUUCCAUACUAUAUGAAGAGAAUGAUCUCUUCUCAAAGACAGAAGUGAUAUUUUUAACAAAUAUUGUCACAAGUAAAUAGCAAUCAAAAGGAGAAAAUAACUUUUGUAUUUUUUUAAUGUGUUUGAUAGCUUUGACGAGGGUUCUCUUUGUUACUUUCAGGGGAGGGCAUCUUAUUAAAUGCCAUGCCAGCAGUCCGGAUUUGGGUUUGGCCCACACAAACACAGGAGCCUGUAUGUUUCUCUUUUGGGGUUGUGAUUUUGAAGGGCCUUGAUAUUAGCCACACUGCCACCCACAGAAGGUGGAGAAUUAAGCUGUUCUGUGUCAGUUUGCUCUUGCCGAAAAGAUGAGCCUUGACUUUAAAAUCGAUCCACACAACCGAUGACACCAUCGAUGUGCGAAUAGUGAGAUUCCCUAUCUCCUUUUAGACCUGGGGUGGCAAAAGGGAAGGGAAGGAAACUUAGAACUGAGUGCUAUGGACAAUAGAUUCACAUAUUAGCAACAAAAUCCCUUAAUUCUUUUGGCCAACAGCAGCUAUUUUGGGGAGCAGCUGUGGCUGUUACAUAAAUAGAGAUGCAGCCAAAAUUUUAGGCUUUUUAUUCGGCUUCUAGCAGGAAAAGUGCAGGGAUAGUCAAGUAGUCUAGGGUUUCAGGUUCCCUCCCCUCGUAUGGUUUUUGGCCAAGUGACUAAAAUAGUUUUCCACAACUGUAAACGAACUGCUAAGCCCCACCUCAAACUUGUUCACUGGGGACUUUGUUCCCUGUUCUGUGGAUGACCUUUUCCGAGAUUUCUUGUUCUUAUUAAGCAAGAAUGAAGCACAGGCUAAACGCCUUCCAUUUGAUUUCUCCACUGGGUGUCUCAGACAGUGUCUUCCCAGAAAACCACCACCCUCUACCCAAACAUGAAACAUGCUCAUGUCAUUUUUCUCAUGGUCACGUUGAACCCUUUUGACAUGUUACACACGUGCAUAGAUCCAAGCGUUUCUUGGGAACCUGACUUUUGAGUGUUUAAUAAAACCGGAAAUGGUGUUGACCUGAACCAACAGCUUUUCACCCAGGUUCUGGCUCUGGUGUUUCACACUGGAUACAUCUUUGAUGUGCAAAAGUGAGUUCAUCUCCAGACACAUUUGAUACAGCCAGAAACAGAUCCAUGAAAUGGGGUGGUUGAGUAGGUCCGCAUGAAAUGCUUGAUUGUGUCAGCAACACCCAACAGUGUCUGUUUUCCAUUUGUUGGUUUUCAUCAUAAAAUUGUCAAGUGAUUCGUGUUUAUACUUUAUUUUCUUUAUGCCUUCUGAAAGGAUCUAAAGCGAAAUAUUUUGCCUUUUUUUUCCCCUAUGUGUGUCUGAACAUAAAGUAGAUUGGCUCAGUCACAAUGAAAAGAAUAAUCCAGUGUAUGUGUUGGUGCAUUCUGCUAGCUGUUAUCUCGGUAGGGCCCAGGAAGCUGGAAGGAGGAAGGGAGGAGAAGUGGCCUGGUGAGUAGGGGUAGAAAAACGACGAGGAAUGAACUGAGAGCAUUAAGCAGAGAGGGUUGAUAGGCUGGCCACGUGCAGGUGAAAUUGGAAAUCCAGCUGCCUAGCAGCCAGUGGGUGGGGCAAGACUGUCAAGGAGAUUUACAGCUGGCUCACACACGCCUUACGCCUCUGAGUUGUAGAGUUGUAAAAGUUCAGCAGUGUGUGCACAGCUUUCUUUUGGUUGGCAGAGAUUCAGGAUCAUGGAGUACUGCUCUCCUAAUUGAAGACAUGUUUGUUACUGGCAGAGAACCUUAAAAAAGGCCUUUACCUCAGCGAUGGUUCCUAGCCCCAGGCUUGCAGAGAACACAAAGUGGUGUUGUGGUUUAUUUAGGGACAAAGAAGGUAUAAAGUCCAGAGAUGAAAAAACUAGGUCAGCCCUCAGCUACUCCAGCAGCCACGCAGUCCUCUGGGAGACAGGUCUCUCUCUGUCCGCAGUCCCCAUGAUCUGAGCCUCAGCUGGGAUGACUCAACUUGGGCCCAGGAGGAGAGCUGGUUCUUCAGUCUUUGCACUGGCCCCGUCCUCAUCCCCAUCACUGUAAGGCGAGGAAGUACGUCUGUGUCAGGGCUCACCUGGGCAUCUGAAGUGGCCACGCCCCCCAGGAGCAGGCCCAGGAUGACGCAGCCCCCUUCUUGGUCCCAUGUGAUGUUAUCCUGCUCUGUUAUCCUUUUAUAACUUUAUCCUGCUAUAACGUUAUCCUCUUCCCAGCCUCAUCCCUGUUUUUCUCUUAGAGCAAGACUCUCCCAUAAGCCUGCUAAAAAAGAGAUGAUACCUCUUACGAACUUUACCUCAUAGCCUGUGACACAGGUUGGCAUGUGGAUUACAAGUCCUGCUUUGACACUGGGCAAGAAUUUAAAAGUGUUCUAUCUCUACUAGUCGUAGAAAAGAAACAUGGUUAAACAUGUUGAGUUUUGAAGGAAGAAAUAUUUUCAAAUUCUUAAUCCAAGAAAAUACUGAGUUGGAAUCUUAGACUUCAGGACUCUGAUACGUUCUUUAUGAAAAGCAAAAUAAUUGGUACCUAAAGUUCUCUCCUUCCUGCCUCCCCUAAAAGAAAAAGGAUAUUAGAUGGCACACUAUAAUUUUACGUAAGACCACUCUUCCCCACUUCCCCACUGGAAGGCAUUCUCAGAGCUUUAUGUCUUACUACCUCUCAGAGAUUGGACUUUUUGUCAAAACCCCAGCCAACAAUAUAAUAAGGCGUGGUUGGUGGGGACGGAAUAUGUAUUUAAGGGCAUAAGAAAAAGGUGACUUGAAACAGGAACUUUGGCUCCCCAGUGUCACGGGUGGAUGCCUGGACUCCAGUGUGCCUGGGAGAAGCUGGGCGAGGCAGUUGGCUAUCACACUACACACGUGCCUGCAAUAAACCUUUUGGAAUUCCAUGAAUGAGGUCUAUGAGUUGCCUUUUGCCAAUGAAUGGAUGUGUUUUUCCAAGGGGAGAAUAGUAUCCUUAACUUCAGCAGUCACCUUUUUGUAUGUCUCUGGAAAGGGGUCAAAAAGCUAGGGUACAAAGUGAGGCUUGUGGGUGAGUACCUCUAUGACAAACCGUAGAACUCACAAGCUGUGCCAUGUUUUCCAGGAGACUCUUGUACCUUAUUAUCUGGAAUCUAAUCUAAUCUUGGGAGAAGAGGAAAAAGGAGCUGAUACUUGUCAUUGAUACCCACUCUGGGCCAGAUACUGUGCUAGGCAUUGUAUAAUCGUUUUGUGUCAUCCUCAUAAUCCUGUGACGUGGAUCUAUUACCCACAUGUUCUAAAUAAUAGAUCUUAAGUGUGUAAUGCAUCUAUCCAACAUAAAUGCCCAAGUUGAAAGAAGGAAAGAUGCCAUUCAAGUAUUUUCCAAAUUCUUUUUAUUUUGACUAUGUCCUUCGCAACACUGUGAAAACAACCCCUGGGGGCAUCUGCCUUCCAGAAUCUCUCUCUUGCUCCUCACCAGCUUGGUUUCCUCAUGGGGAGUGUUUUAUUUGGCCUCCCCAUCUGAGCUGCACACACACCAGGAGAGGCCACUGGCUAACAGGAGGACUUCAGUGCCCGGGGAAAAGGCUUCGGGAAUUUAGGCACACAUCUCUCUCCUUGGAAUCCUUCUAGAAUCUGGAAAAGGAACAGGUAUUUCUGCAGCUAGAUACCAGAUGCAACCAGAACAGGCUUGUGAGGGCUGUGAUUUCUUUCCUGGGUUCCCAAGGCUUGAUGUUUCAUCACAGGUUGUAUCUUUUUAAGGUUAAAAGCCUUAACCUUCAUGGAGGUCUAGGGGAGCUCUAGCCAUGGAGGAAAGCCAACGCCUGUACCACUAACUUGUAUUGAAAUCCUUUCUUGUGGGCUAGGGCUUGAUGUCUCUUUUAGAUCUUUGGACUGGAGAUCUGUAUCUUCCAGGUCAGUUUAAACACUGAAACAAGAUGUGAAUCUCUUUCAAGAGCGUACAUGUUUUAGAUAGCCAUAUAAUGACGGAUAGACACUUAGAGAACUUGUUCCAAGGUCAGAAGACCCCCCCCUCCCGCCAAGAACUCACCAGAGUUCCUCUUCUUGCUUCUUAAAUCACACUCUCUAAAGACAACUCAUGUUUCCAUAGCAACUGUUAAAGGUGCUGCCUAGAGGGGACCUGCCCCCACCCUUACUUAGCUCGAAAGAACCAAAAGAAUCUCCUUGUGUAAAGGGCCUGUCAUGUCCAGUUUUCCUUUGAAAUCUGUCCUCCAAGAGCCUGCUUCGUUCUAACCUGGCAGCUGUCUUGUCCCUUCAAGAUGAUGUGGGAAAUGGCCCUUGUAACUUGGGAACCACAGAAAUUGCUAUAUUUCUGGAAGAUUCACCUGUAAACUGAAGGCUCCAUUCUGAUAGAGUUUGCCCUCUCUACCCUGAUUUCGCCCUUCUUUCCUUCCCAGGAGUUAUUUUUAGCCCAAGUCUUUGAACGUGAUUGAGUAAGACUUAGAGGCAGUAUAAAGAACACCAUAAACUCAGGCAGAGGCCCCUUAGAGUCUCUGUUUUCUCUAUUUUCAACUCUUGGGGUUGAAAAUAGUUCUAGAGCCUUAGUGGGGGGCCUCUUGGCAUUGACACCAAAGGCAGAGAGUACCCCCUGGUGUGUCCCGGCAUUUCAGUCCAGACCUUCAGGGACUGUUCUCUCUUGAUAGGCAAGCAAAUCGAUUUCAAGCCAGUUUUUCCAUUGUAAGCAAGAUGCAAAUUCAUAAAAUUAUCCUUCUCUUUUUCUGGAGUAGAUCCAGGCAGCUGCCUUGUUAGGACUUUAGAUUCAGAUCCAUUUUUAACACACAUGCACAGAUACACGCAUACAUACUUACACAGAGAGAUACAUGGAGAAAGAAAAUUUAUCAUUGGAAUACUUCAAGAAAAAGCUGUAUUUUGCCUUUCUGUAAUCUCCAAGAUAAUGUCUAGGAAAGUGUUAAUGUAACUCCAGAGAUACCAAAACAGGAAAAACUAGCGAUCACUUUUGAGAAAGUUUGAGUUCAACUCACAUGGGAGAAUCGAGGUCUACUAGGUUCUCACCUUGUGCCCCGUCUGUGCCCGGAUGCCCUACUCCAUCUGCUUGACUCACCUCGGCCGCUGGCCGGGCUAUUGUGGCUGACAUCCUUUCCUGGCCUUACAUGCAUAAUGGACACAUCCCUAAGGGCACGUGCCCGGUCCAGCCACAUACAACCACCACCUGUCUCACACACUCUCCCUCAUCCCUGUGGACUUGACUGUGGCAUUGCAGCAGCUCCACUGGGAUGCUGUAACUCCAGUGUAUAGAGUUGGGGGUCCCUUAAUCUAGGCCGACCCAGGUGUAGCAUUUUUAGCAUUGCCUUUCCAGUCUUGAGGAUUCAUUCAUUGAACUCACUUAUUUCUGGAGCCCCUGGGACACUCCAGGCACUGUGCUAAUUGCCAGCAAAGCACAACUGAACUAAACCCACCCUCAAGGAACCUAGCCAUAGCGAGGGAGGCAGCAUGGAAGUGCCCUGUAGGGAAAAGUCCUGGGUGCUGUGGGAGCAUCUCACAGUGGCAGCCAGCCCAGCUUUGACAAUCAGGCUUCCUGAAAGAGGCGGCAUCAAAGCCCAGAUGUGUCAGGGGACUGAGGGAGAGUGUUACAAAAGGACUUCUAGGCUGAGAGAACAGCAUAGGACUCAGCCCAAAAGGGCCAGUGUGGACUGCCCAGGACCAGCCUGCAGUACAGAGGCUGGAGCUUGGCCUUGCGGAGAGAGAGAGAAGAGCAAGGGACGAGGACAGGGCCGUGAGCUGGGCCGGCCACAGAGGGUUCCCGGGGCUUUGCUGGGGAUUCAGGGAGCAUAAAUAAGAGCUUCAGGUGGUGCUGUGUCCUCUGCAGCCCACUGCUGAGGUCCUCCAGACAGGUAAGGUGUGGUCACAAUCAGGGCCAGGGUUUCCUUCCUCACUGCAGCAGUGCACGGGUGCUUGCUGAGAUGAUUUAUCCCAGGGUGUCCUCUGUCCCUUACACAGCCUCAACUCCUCUUCCUCUGCCAAAAGCUAUUUGAAUUCAAGGACUUUAACCUGGGCUGGAUCUUGUUUGGACACUUAAGGGGACAGCUCUGGGUCAGGAUGGCCUUCUUUAGAGCCACCAAGGCUAAAAAUACCUUUUGGGACCAGGCUGGCCUAUACCCAGGGAUGAGAAUGCACCCUAAAAUAAAUAUACGGGAAGCAGCAGAGGGCUUCCCUGUCUAGUGUGUGAUCCUAACCAAAGGCAGCUCUCUUGGACAGCCUUCCCCUGGAUUAGGUCACAUACACCUGGUGGCCAAGCCUCUGCUGUGUCCCAAAUACACACCCGAGUCCUGCCAAAGAAAGGGGAGUUUUAAAAAGCACAGACAAAUUAUAUGCAAGUGGAUACCCGUAGGUCUAGACAGCUGUGGAGAGAGGACCUCGUGGGCACCUGGAGGCUGCCAGGGCUGGGAGCUCUGCAGAUCUGAGUCAGGGAAGGCUCAGAGACGAGCAGAAUCUCUCUAUGGAGACAACUUGCAGUGCCUUUUAGGUUCUCCAAAUAACCUACUCAAGAGUUUAGAGCAUUGGGUUUUUUCUCCCCCUCCCUGACCCCAGAAAAAUAAUUACAAAAAUGUUUAGGAGAAGGGAAAAGAAUUAGCUGCAUCAGAAUACCAGCUGUAAGCCAACACAGUUUCCAGAAACUCGAGAAAAAGCUCAAACAGAAGACAGUUCCCCUGAGAGGCUGGAGGAGUUGGGGCUGAAGGCAGUUUUCCGAGCUAAGGGACUCUGGGCCUUGCUGCUCUUUGGGGCUGGCAUUUUUUGCAAAACGCCCACACCUGCCCUCCUGGCAUACUCAACAGCAACGUUGCGCCAGCCUUCUGGACCCUUGGAAAGAUGUUAGCUCGAACACCCACUCUUUUUCUAGAUACUCCUCCUGCCCGUCACUGAGGAAUUUGUAAUUCUGUGGCUAAAUUCCCACUCGGAUAUUCCACAGGCCCAGGUGUUUAGAAUUUGUCCAGCGGUAAUCCUGAUGCUGGAAACCAACACCCAUUUGGCCUCACAUUCACCCAUGUAAGAACUGGAGCCCUGGCAGGUCUCCUUAGGGCCACAUGUUCAUGGAAUAUAAGCCAAGUUUGCCUUAGGGCACCCUCUUCCCAUUCUCUGCCCUGGCCCACUUCCCACUCACCUCCACCUCCUUGCCAGGAAGGGAUCAAAAUGACUCCAUACCAGUUGUUAAUGGCAUAUUUGCUCUUCCCAAGGGGACUUGCAUUGUAUUUAGGAGCAUGGCCUUACAUUCAAGGAAUAUCUAGCAUCGAGAUUAUGAGGCAUCACCUCUCAAUAAGGUCUGAGAGGUAUCUUGGGGCAUUGCUGUUCUGAACACCCACAGAGGCUUCCUCAGGUGAGCUCGGGAGCCCGGAGGGUGGCCUCCCUAACCACUCUGCCUGCACGUGAAUUCUGCAAAGCGGUGGGCCCCCAUCUGUCUCAAUUGCACAUGCCUGUCAGCAAAAACUUGGUGAGAUGCACUAUGUUUAUUAAUUGAUUUAAAGCAUAUAUGCCUUUACUUGUGUACUAUUAGACACAUUAUAAAAAGUACACAGCAUAGAAACUUUAAAUGAAUAAGAUGCAAAAUAUUACACACAGAGGUUCUGGCAUUUUCUCUCUGAACUCCUGAGGAGGACUUUGGGUACCCCCUGGUGUAUGCACACCCCAUUUUGAACAACCCCGCUUUAGCAAAUCAGCACAACAAAUAGCAUCCCAAACCACCGUGCAACAUUGGCCUGCAGAAUAAGGACGUCCUAAGACGUAAUCCCCCGGCACUUCGAAUCUGGGAGAUGAGGCCAGAAAACUCACUCACAAACAACAUAAGUGUAAAUAAUUCAAAACCCCAAAGGAGAGCUGUCCCUAGACAGGAGUGGCUACAGGUGCUGAGCAACGGUCAGGUACACUAGACGGAGCCAUGCGAUUGUUCAUCUUCCCCCUGGGUCUCAGAAAAGGACACUGGCAAUAUCCCCAGCUCUCUCCUGACUGGAAUUCUUUGAACCCUCGAAGUGCUCCAGCAGUACUAACCCCCACGCAGCAGUGGGCCCAUGUCGCUUGAAUAUUAUUUUUGAUUUGACCACCAAGAUGUUAUGAUGAUUCUAUUCCAUUUUGAAAAGGGUCUGAGAAAGUGUACAGGUCUAAUUAUAUAUACAUAUUUAUACAUGUGUAUUUUUGUUUAUUGUUACAUUUUGACAUUGGACUUUCUAUUAAAUAAUUUUUAAGAGUU
Molecule: messenger RNA, 10199 nt
Organism: Sapajus apella (tufted capuchin)
Lineage: Eukaryota; Metazoa; Chordata; Mammalia; Primates; Cebidae
Gene: CUNH1orf21
Product: chromosome unknown C1orf21 homolog
Exons: 6
Coding region: 438-803 (121 amino acids)
Source: RefSeq, a predicted model, not a curated record